This is a messenger RNA of Rattus rattus (black rat), 3265 nucleotides long. It is a transcript of the gene Cabyr, whose product is annotated as calcium binding tyrosine phosphorylation regulated. The transcript has 4 exons. The record is from RefSeq and is a predicted model, not a curated record. The coding region runs from base 2110 to 3252 and encodes 380 amino acids. Gene Ontology annotation, cellular component: cytoplasm; sperm fibrous sheath. Gene Ontology annotation, molecular function: calcium ion binding. NCBI's taxonomy places the organism in Eukaryota, Metazoa, Chordata, Mammalia, Rodentia, Muridae. Gene Ontology annotation, biological process: sperm capacitation.
GGGGCUCUGUGACGUACGCAUGACGCGUGCAGGGGUAUAAAUAGUCGGCGGGCUGCGCGCUCUCACACAGGAGCCGCCGGCAAGGGGGCAAAGAGGAAGCUCUAUCGAAGCCGGAGAGAAGGUGGGCCUAGCCUGGCGGAACGGCGCUGGCUGAGCCCCGGAAGGCGGCGUCCCGAAGGCCGCUCGGAGGGGAAGACAGUGGUCGGGUGGGAAUCUGGCGUCCUCUGCCUACCGUGGCCUGGAAGGCGCCUUCAAUGGCCCCGUAGUCCCCACUGGCGUCCGCGGGCAGAAAGUGGCUGCGUCCCACCCGAGCUGUCAGAGGGGCACAUUCCAGAGGGUGUGCCUUUCUAAAAAGCUCGCUCAUAGCAAACUAAGCAACAAAGCUAUCACUUUUGAACCCCUCUGUCAGCUGGGUUGGUGCCAUAUGGAUGCCACCAGCAUUUCUCAAAGUUCUUAGGGACAGUCAGCAUCCCUGGCUUUCAAGUGUUCCUAAACUGAAACCUGGUACUAGCACCAUCCCUCUGCUGCUGCCCCGUUGGUAGCACUAAUGAGCCAAGGAGAGGGCGCUAUAUAUGUAUGUGUAUAUAUGUAUGCAUCUCACUGUCAUUUAGCACGUGGGUGUGGUAAACCUGCACUUCCCCCAAAAGAAGGCUUAAUUCGGCAAUGCACCAGAUGAGUAAGGAAUUAAACAUCAUAGUUUCAAAGGGUUUCCUUGGAUCAAUAUUUUGGCCUAGCCUUUGGUAAGAAGGUGAAAGAUGCUUUAAAUAACCAACAUUUUGCUGUGGCAUAUUGUGUUUUUAUUAGACGCUGGCCCUUCAUAGAGCUGCUAUAACUAAACCAUUCUGCUUAGCCCCGUGACACUUGCAAAGGUGUUAGGACCUGGUUCCUUGUCACAGUAGUCUGCUCUUCAUAAGGAGCAUUUGAAGGCUGUCAGUGUCUAGAACAGCCAACAUUCCCUAAGGAACUGAUAUUUUUAAUACUUCAAAGUCAUUUAAGCACCUGUCUCCUAUAUGGUGGCUCCUUGGUAGCUCAGGACCCAAUUUAAUACCCAUACUUAGUAAAGUGAAAGACUGCAGCACUGUGACUUUUCAUUACUGAAGGGAUUUUUUUUUUCCUUUUUUACCCAUUUGCAAGCCUUCAUAAUGCUUCAGAGUGAACACACACACAGGUUAGGGCUGAUUCCUGUAAGAGUUAUAGGUCUAGGGGUGUCCAGUCUGCAGCCUGUGUCCCAGGACAGCAUAAACACAACCCAACGUAUUUGUGGAUAAUAUAACCAAAUGUCUUCGAAGGUGAGACAUCCCUAGUGGAUUAUGUAAUACGCAGAGAACCAGCACUGGCAAGUGGAUCUCUGAGUUCUCAGCCAGCUAGUCUAUAAAGAAUUCAGGCCAACGGAGUCUAAAGAAAAAAGUGAGCAAGGUAGGAGAAAAGGGGGAAACUAGAGAAGACAGUUAAGGGUAAUUUGACUACUUAUUAUGGGUACGGAAGAGUACCACAGAUUUUCUGGUAGAAAUCGUUUUGCAGCAGUGUACAUUAGUGCCUGUAUGGACAUUAUUUGGAAAAAUAUGUGCUUAACUUAUCUUUCUGGAAAUGGUAAUUGGAUUUUAUAUGCUUUAUUUGGACAUAAAACGUAUUAAAGCAUUAUGGUGAUCCUGGCAAGGCUUUUCCUGCUGAUUUAUUUUAAAGUGCGUGUGUGUGCAUGUGCUUGUAUGUGAAUGUGCAUGCACGCACAUGUGGAGGUUGUAGAAGCUCCAACUUCUGGAAUUCUCUCUGGCUACCUGUGGGAUCCAGCCAUUAAAUUCAGGUUCUCAGGUCCGUGGGAGGCACUUGAGCCAUGUCUGUGGCCCACCUACCCGCUUCUUAAUGAGUGCUAGAUCGCUCACUGGUCCAGAGUGAGCACGGAUCGCUCACUGGUCCAGAGUGAGCACUUGGUAAUGGGCUUCAUUUUGGAUGUUACCGGAGUGAAUGCUUAAGAGAUUAGAAGUAAAGCUAAUAGUGUUGACAGGUUUGGUUUUAGAGACCCUAAUUAAAUAAGAAAACUCAAUAAAUCGAAUUACAGUGUAAGACUUUGUUUCUCUUCAUUAGAGUUGAAAUUAUAGACAUCCUGCCAAAAUGAUUUCUUCAAAGCCCAGACUUGUUGUACCCUAUGGCCUCAAGACUCUGCUUGAGGGAGUUAGCAGAGCCAUUCUCAAAACCAACCCAACCAACAUCACCCAGUUUGCAGCCGUGUACUUUAAAGAACUCAUUGUGUUUAGAGAAGGGAAUUCGUCUCUGGAUAUAAAAGAUCUGAUUAAACAGUUUCACCAGAUGAAAGUAGAGAGAUGGGCAGAAGGAGUGACGGUGGAGAAGAAAGAAGGUACCAAGGAACCCAUAAAAACAACUACAAUUUUCUGCGAACCUACACGGAUGGAAAAAUCCACAGACACAGAGGAGGACAAUGUGUCCGGACCACUGUUUAGCAACAAAACCACUCAGUUUCCAUCAGUUCAUGCAGAAGCACAGCCUGAGGAGACAUGUGAAGGAGCUUGGGGUCCUUCCGACAAAUCAACUACUCCUAAGAUGGCCACCCCGCCCUCCUCACCACCUCCCCCGCCUGUCUCUGCAGAGUACGCCUACGUCCCGGCUGACCCAGCUCAGUUUGCUGCUCAGAUGUUAGCACUAGCAACAAGCGAAGCAGGACAACCACCACCAUAUUCUAAUAUGUGGACACUUUAUUGUCUAACUGAUAUGAAUCAACAAAGUCGCCCAUCACCGCCACCUGCACCUGGGCCUUUUCCCCAAGCAACCCUGUAUUUACCUAAUCCUAAGGAGCCACAGUUUCUGCAGAACCCACCGAAAGUCACUUCUCCAACUUAUGUGAUGAUGGAUGACAGCAAGAAGACCAAUGCCCCACCUUUUAUAUUAGUAGGCUCAAAUGUUCAGGAAGCGCAGGACUGGAGCCCUCUUCCUGGACAUGCUGUUGUGUCCCAGUCAGAUGCCUUGAAGAGAUACGCUGCAGUGCAAGUGCCCAUUGCCGUUCCUGCAGACCAGACAUUCCAGAGACCUGCCCCAAAUCCCCAGAAUGCUAGUCCUCCUACAAGUGGACAAGAUGGCCCCAGACCGCAAAGCCCAGUCUUUCUUUCUGUUGCUUUCCCAGUAGAAGAUGUAGCUAAAAAGAGUUCAGGAUCUGGUGACAAACGUACUCCCUUUGGAAGUUAUGGUAUUGCUGGCGAAAUUACUGUGACUACUGCCCAUGUCCGCAGAGCAGAACCUUAAAAGAGUAGGUAAC